CAUUCUUAGAUUUAAGGAUUCAAAUAUUUUGACCUGUUCGUAACAGACGUUAUAGACACUAAACUUCUAUUGAACGUAUUUUUACUUAUAUUUUAUAGACUAUUUGAGAUAUUUUUGAUUGAAAGUCAUUUAAUACUGUUUUCUAUUUAAUUAUCUUAAACAUCGCCGAAAAGAUUUUGUAUCAUUAUAGUUCAAGUGACCUAACUGGGUUCAGCUUCUACCUGAUUACAUUGUUUCAUCACGAACUAGUUAUUAUUACUUUGAAUAUAGAUUUUGACUGCUGGAAUCUUCAAAGCUACUGUAGAAAUUAUUAGGAAUUGUUUAGGACAUCGCUUGAAUUUAAUUCACUUCAUCAGCAAAUUUUUCAAUAUCAUUUUAACUUAUAAUCAAUUUAUAAAAUAUUUCGAUCGCUAAAUAUCUUAUCCUGAGUUUAAAAUUCUUCGUGAAGAGAUUCCAUCAUGAAAUAUCCAAAUAUUUAUCUGAAAAUUUUAUUCUUCUUCUUGCUGGUUGGAACUCUCUCGUGUACAUCAUACGUAGGUUCAUCAUCUUAUGCGACUGAAAAUAUCACCCGAGCUACAACGCCAGAACCAAAGAAUGAAGAUUCUUCGCUAUCGAAAUGGAAAGCAGCUGAAAAGGCAGUGAAAAAAUUAGCCGGCAUGAUAGUGAAGAACUCUUUGCCUGCCAUCAUGCAGGCAUCGGAAACUUUAAAUUUGACAACAGGUUGCACAAAAGGUCUCUUCAAGCUCUUGGCUGAUUUCAAACAGACUAAACUCUGGGCGUUUAGAAUGAUAGACUCAUCUGGCAAGAUACCCAAUGGGAUCUUCGGGGGAAGCAUCAACUCGUUCGGGGAUUAUGACAUCUGCAUUAACACCGAUGUACCGGGACAUUUCCGGGGCCAGUAUUGCUUGGUGGAAGUGGAUCCACCACUGCCUCCUAGAGUGCCGUUUGUGUCCUAUGACGAAGAAAUUCCACAGUUUAUCAACAUCUCUCGUCCUGACGUGAUCUUAGGUGAAUUUUUACGGACGGCAAUGUAUUCCUACCACCUGAAUUUCAGAUCAUCGAUAUGCGUCCCUUCGACUUGUUCCAGAGAAGAAGUGCAGAGGAUUGCAUCCAAAGUUUUCGAAAUGAUUGGCAUCGAUUUUAAAGUUUUAGUGCCGCAUUGUGAAACAAAAGUGGACAAAAUUACAUUUAGCUCCAGCGAAAUAGUCAUAAUGACCGUAUUGGCUUGUUUACUGACCUUGGCUGCGUCUGCGACGGUAGCAGACGUAAUAUUUAAACUGAAAUCCAAAGAAGAAUCAUAUCAUAACACACUUGGCAUGCCUAUCAGAUACCUGCUGUGCUUUUCUUUCUACACAAAUAUCUGCCGGCUACUGAAGAAAGAUACAUCUCCAGAUUCGAUCAAGAUAUUUCAUGGAAUGAAAGUCAUAACCAUUUUGUGGGUGAUUUUAAAUCAUACCUACUAUUACGUUAAUUUUCAAGCUUUGAGUUCGCUUCUAGAGGCAAGAGAACUGUCGAGAGAAAUCGGCAUGCAGCUCGUCGUAAACGGGUUUUUGAAUGUAGAAACUUUUUUCUUCAUAAGCGCCGUCCUCCUUUCUUACGGAGUAAUGAAAAUGAAGGCGCAGAAGCUGAACAUUUUUCUGUACAUAUUUAGACGUUUUUGGAGGUUGUUACCCCCCUUCAUGCUCGUCAUCUCGUGCGUCUACCUCAUCCCCCAUUUGGGUUCCGGUCCGAUUUGGAAAGAGACGGUGGUCGAUGGCCUCACGGAGAAAUGCAAGAAGUAUUGGUGGACCAACCUCCUGUUCAUCAAUAAUUUUAUACCGAGUUCUGAAAUGUGCAUGAAUUGGACUUGGUACAUACCUGUCGAUACUCAUCUCUAUUUCCUUUCGCUGAUAGUUUUGAUUCCACUUAAAAGUAAUCCACGUUUAGCAUUCAUGUUGAACGGGGCUCUAUUCGCUGUUGGAACUGCAGUGACUGCAACCUCGCAUGUUUAUUACGGACUUCACCCAACGGCGAUUUCUGCAUUUCUCCAUCCAGACGACAUCAAUUAUUUUAUUGACCGAGGUUAUUUCAGGACAUAUGUGCACUGUGCAUCGUACUGCGUUGGAUUAAUAGUGGGUUAUAUUCUGGCCACAAAACAGAAUCUUCACAUUCCACUGCGUGUGAACAUCGUUGGAUGGAUCUCGGCAUUUGUAGCUGCCUUGACGGUGUUGUAUGGAGUGUACGACUGGAACCAAGGAAAUGUUCCCGGCAUAAUAGUUUCCACUCUCUACACCUGCACCAAUAAACUGAUUUGGUCACUCGCAUUAGCAUGGGUCACGAUAACCUGCAUGACUGGAAAUGGAGGAAUUGUAAGGACCAUCUUAAGCUGGGAGGCGUUCGUUCCACUGGGUCGGCUGACUUACAUGACGUAUCUAGUCCAUCCCAUCAUACAAUUCAUGUAUUUCGGAAGUACCAGAAAUCUCAUAAGGUCGGACCAUAGAACUAUGGUAUUCAUGUACUUAUCAAAUGUAGUGCUUGGUUUUAUGCUGGCUUUUGGCUUGAGUUUGCUGUUUGAAUCCCCGUUCAUGGCCAUGGAGAAACUCAUCUUCUCUUCCAGAAGAUCAAGAAGAGAUGCUGUUAAAGACAGUAGUAAAAACUUUAAAACAGCCGAUUCAGACAUGGGCACCUCGUCGACUUUGAAAGACAAUGGCAUCUGUGCUGUCGACAUUAAACAGACUGUUUGUAAUUAUUAAACUGAAAAAGAGAAAGCGUUGGAAGAGUGUGGCAAUAGUGGCAUCACUGCCAACGGAUUAUAUAUAAUAAUAAAAUUGAAGCAACAAAAAAGUUUGGACUAAGAUGACAUAUGUGUUCUCUAACAUCAAGCAGGCUGAUUGCAAUAAUUAAAAUAGAAACUGUAAACUUUAGAAAAGGAUGGCGUUUGUUCUCUAACUGAUUGCUGAUUGCAAUAAUUGAAGGCUGAUUGCAAUAAUUGAAAUGAAAAUUCAGAAAACUUUAGAACAGGAUCGCGAAUGAGUCAUCCACAUCAAGCAAAUUAAAUACAAUAAUUAAACUGUAAAAACAGAAAACUUUAGACCAGAAAGGUAUCUGUGUCAUCAGCAUCAAGCUUGAUGAUUGCAAUAAUUGAAAUAAAAAACCAGAAAGCUUCUGGACAGGAUGGCAAAUGGAUCACCUACAUCAAACAGAUUGAAUAUAAUAAUUAAAUUGUGAGUCAGAAAGCUUUAGACCAGAAAGGUAUCUGAUAUCAACAUCAAGUAGAUUGAUUGCAAUAAUUGAAAGCUUCAAGACAGGAGCAAAUGAAACCAAAUAACUUCAAAACAGGAUACAAAUGGGUGUCUACAUCAAGCAGACUUAAUAUAAUAAUUAAAUUGUGAAACAGGAAGCUUCAGACCAGGAAGGUAUAUGUGCCAUCAGCAUCAAGCAGAUUGAUUUCAAUAAUUGAAAUGAAAAACCAGAAAGCUCUAGAACAAGAUGGCAAAUGGGUCAUCAAUAAUAAAUGAACUGAAUAUAAUAAUUAAAUUGUAGAAACAGAAAGCUUUAGACCAGGAAGGUAUCUGUGCCAUCAACAUCAAGUAGGUUGAUUGCAAUAAUUGAAGUGAAAAAUCAGAAAGCUUCAGAAAAGGAUGGCAAAAGGAUCAUCUACAUCAAACAGACUGAAUAUGAUAAUUAAAUUAAAGGAAGAAAAUUUCGAAAUAUAUGGCAUCUGUGUAUUAUUUGGCAUCUGUACAUUUAAGUUGCUUUAGAUUAUGUAUUUUGAAGGAGGUCUGCAAUAGCAUUAGACUCAUAUUUUUUUAAUAUAAAUUGUAGCAAAAAAAUCUGAAAUUUAAAAAAAAAUUGAUAUUAAUAAUUUAGACGAAACUUGGUGCUGAUUUUUUUGUUUUUGUUUUGUUUGUUUGUUUGUUUCUUAUAACUUUCUAAUUAAUGGUUUCAUCAUGGGUAUUAUUUGAUCAUCAAUGGAAAAUGGCAUUCCUUUCAAGUCUGUAUAUUGGCAUUAUUUCUUUCAGAAAUUUUAUAUUCUUGCAUAUUUUUAAAUCUCGUAGUACUUCGGUUAAUUUAUAAAAUUCAUUCAUAAUCUUUUCUAUAUAUUUAUUUGCACAUUGUUUUUUUUCAUUUGAAAUAAGAAAUAUGUAGAAAUGUUUGCAUCAUUUGUUUUUGUACAUAGUUGAAUAUAAUGAUAAUUUUUUUAA
This is a messenger RNA of Argiope bruennichi, 4184 nucleotides long. RefSeq names its product nose resistant to fluoxetine protein 6-like. The record is from RefSeq and is a predicted model, not a curated record. The transcript is spliced from 15 exons. Gene Ontology annotation, molecular function: acyltransferase activity, transferring groups other than amino-acyl groups. The coding region runs from base 459 to 2732 and encodes 757 amino acids. Lineage: Eukaryota; Metazoa; Arthropoda; Arachnida; Araneae; Araneidae.